Molecule: messenger RNA, 1608 nt
Organism: Mercenaria mercenaria
Lineage: Eukaryota; Metazoa; Mollusca; Bivalvia; Venerida; Veneridae
Product: carbohydrate sulfotransferase 14-like
Exons: 2
Coding region: 18-1061 (347 amino acids)
Biological process (GO): carbohydrate biosynthetic process
Cellular component (GO): membrane
Molecular function (GO): sulfotransferase activity
Source: RefSeq, a predicted model, not a curated record
AGUAUAUUUCAAUACGAAUGAUUGAAAGAGAACGCCGAUUGGAACUUCCUCAAAGCGAAAUAACAAUUACUACUUCCAAAGUUCAACAGACAGUCAUGGAGAACGUUCAACAGGAAAACGAAGGAGCUAGAUACAUAACAGAAAACAAGUCAAUGAAACAGCAAAGAACGCAAUAUACUAACAACGCAAAUGAUUCCAGUAACGAUAAUAGGAGACCAAAUGAAACUUAUCAUUACUGGAAGGACGAAAGAAGUGAUUAUAUCAAAACUAUAUAUAUAACGCACAAGUUGUUAAAUGACAAUGGACAAAAUCUUACAGCAAGACAACGUGCAAAGUUUGUAAGAGAACGAUGUAAAUCAUUUCUACAGGAAAACAAUAUACUACUUUAUCCCAAUACAAGAUGUAAAUUCGAUGGCCAAUUUAUGAUUAGUCGUCGUUAUAACUUAGCUAUUUGCUAUAACUGUAAAGUGGCGUCUACAAACACAAAACGUGUGCUUUACGCUCUCGACCACAAUUUUACUGAGAAUGUCAACAGUCUUACAAGACGAAUGGUAGAUCCGUAUAGUAGGCAGCGCAAGCAAAAGUUCCAACAAGUUAUGUCCGAAAAGCGCCGUCCCAAUAUAAUGUUUAUUAGAGAACCACUAGAAAGGUUGCUAUCUGCAUAUAGAAAUAAACGAGCUUAUACAAAGGAAUUUACCAACAAAUCGUUUUCAUUUAGAAAGUAUUUACAACUGAUUAUAAACGAAAAUAUGAUUAAACUGGACAGACAUAUUUAUCCAUAUUUUGAAAGGUGUCGGCCAUGUGAAAUGCAAUAUGACCUAAUUGGUCUCCUAAGCAAUUUUUACGAUGACACUAAAAUGGUGUUGAAAGUGAUCGGCGCCAGUGGAAAAACUGACAUCCCGGAAAGGUUUGCAACUGGUUAUGAAUCUGAUUCAAGCGAUAAGUUUUUACAACAGUAUUAUCAAAAAGUUCCAGAUAGUUUAAUUAACAAAUUAUGGUUAAAAUAUUACAAGGACUAUUAUAUUUUUGGAUUUCCUUAUCCAGCACACCUGUUGAAAUGAUAUAGUUGAAAGUGGUAAAUGUAUUACCAAAGUUCUAAACUUUAAAGAAAGGUUGAGACUGGGUUUGUUUGUUUUGUGCUUAUUAUCGCUUGUCAACAGUAUUUCAGUAUUUCAGUUAUGUAAUGAUGGACUAGGUUUCUUUAAUCAUGUGCUUCUACUCAUCAAGCAGCUGCAAUUACGCACAUAAUUCAGAGGAAGGGUACGAAUGAUUUUAAAAACAAGGCCUUUUAUCUCUCGACUAUGGGAAAAUACUCCUCAUCCAGGGAUCAAACUAACGACGAAGCAUUUUGUAUAUCUGCGCUUUCCCUAUUUAUCUCAGCACGUGUUCAGAUUGCAAUUGAUUAAGUUAUUUUCUUACAUUCAUUUAAGUAUGACAAACGUACAUUGGGAGAAACCAAAUUAAAACUUAUAUGUAAUUCAUGUUGUCUGGCAGAAUAAUUCUUUGUUGCUUGUUGCAAAACGCCGCUCAAAUAACAAGGAUAAAUAUCAAACACGGCAUGUCUCGUUCAAAAAAUCGCAGCCCCAGAAAAACGCGUAACCAACAUCG